This is a messenger RNA of Microcebus murinus (gray mouse lemur), 3013 nucleotides long. It is a transcript of the gene C14H10orf88, whose product is annotated as chromosome 14 C10orf88 homolog. Lineage: Eukaryota; Metazoa; Chordata; Mammalia; Primates; Cheirogaleidae. The record is from RefSeq and is a predicted model, not a curated record.
CAAACCCCACCAUCCUCCUCAGCUCCCCUCCGACGUGAGGAUGUGUGGGACGGGGCUACAGUGGAUCAAGAGUGAAAAUAGUAACCCGAAUCAACAGCGCGUCCGCCACGCUCGCCGCCGCAAAUGCCACACACUGCAUGGACUGGAGGCGGGAAAGGCCCGGGUGUCCACUCAAAGGUAACGAGGUCAGGAGUCGCUCCUCUAAGUCGCGUGAAGCGACGAGGCCACGCCUACGUAACUACAGACGCUCCUCAUUGGACCAACUCUCCCCGCUAACGGUUGUCCACGCCGCCUACUAUUUCCCUGGGACCAACGUCGAAAAUUGCCCUCGUGCCCGCGCCCAGAGCACCGCGCCUGCGCACAGUCUCCAGCGGUAGACUGAGGAGCUGUCAGUGCGCAUGAUCCACCCUUGAUCUCUGCCCCGCUGAUUUUUGAACGCGGUUUCUGAAGCCUCAUGGCGUGCGCAUGCGUGCCUAUGGUAGCUGCCUCUGUCUCCAUAAAAGCGAGAAGCGGCGGGUAUUUGCUGCGGGGCCUGCCGGAAGUCGCUCUGCUCUCUCUCUUCCGCGCUGCACUGGCGGAAACUCAAGACCUUGAAAAGAGGUUCCGGGGCUGGGUUGGCUUGGCCUGGCUGCAGGCGGCAGAAUGGAGACUGAGGACGCGGGACUGAGCUGCCGCCCGACCUUGGCCUCUUCCUGGGAUGCCGAACGCGGGGCCCUGACCCAGAGUCUCCUUCUCACCCAGGCUGGUCUCGGCGCCCGCGACUUCGACUGCGAAGAGCUGCUGGCGCCGCCUGCUUCGGGGCAGGAUCUGGUGAUUUUGAAGAGAAGCCUGAACAGCCAAGAUGAAAGCCCCUGCUUCCUCUACCUGAGGUGUGACCCUGCCGGAGGUGGAGAAAUCGUUUCUGUGGGCAUUCUCAGUUCUGCAAGAAACAUGGAAGUAUACUUAGGAGAGGAGUACUGUGGAACCAGUCGGGGCAAGAAUGUUGGUACUGUCCUGGAUGACAGUGAACAUGACAAAAUUAUUUUGUACAAAAAAUAUCUAAAAUUGGAGUCCUCUACACAUGCUUGUCAAAUAAAGUUGCUGUCCUUUGGUGAAAAGCAGUGUGUAUUCAUCAGUAAAGUUGUGGUACACAUGAGAUCGGUUUUGGCAAAUUCGUCAAAAAACUCUCCUGCUCUAGGAUCAAGGAUAGACCUUGACAAGGUCCAAAGCAUAAUGGAGUCCAUGGGAUCAAAGUUAUCACCUGGAGCUCAGCAACUGAUGAAUAUGGUUAGAUUCCAGCAGCAGAAUUGCAUUCCCUUUGAAGAGCAGCUUCAGUCGGUUUUGGGAAAUCCUGGAUACAAGCAUGUGAUUGGACUACAACCCUUAUCUACCUUAGAAUCCUCAGACAAGUCAUCCUCCACACCUUUUCCUUUUAGAACUGGAUUGAUGUCUGGAAACGUGACUGAAAACUUAAAAGCUUACAUCGACAAAAGUACACAGCCACCUGGUCAAGGGAAUACUACAAACCUUAGCGAGUGUAAAAUUAUGCCACAAAAUCAUUCGCUUCUUGAAAAUGAUCUUAAAAAUGCAGUAUCCUCUUUCUUACCAAAGAAAACAAUUGACAGCUCAGAUAUAUCUAACUCUGAGUUGCUGCCUUUUCUCCAGAAUUUGUGUAGUCAAGUUAAUCAUCUCCGUGUGGGACGUAAGGCUGAGUGGCAGGAAAACAUCACCAAGCCCAGUGAAGGCAUUCUUGGUGUUGGAAUAGAAGAACAACCUGUUUGCUCCUACCUGGAAAAGAUUCUUUCUAAAAAUAUGGAACUGAUGGAAAAGAAAUUUAUGGACUACAUUGAUCAGCGAAUAUAUAAACUCCAGGAGCACAUAGAUGAUAAGAUUGCUUUGUUAAUGGACUUGCUGCAAAAUCCCAACCCCCCACCCACUGGGAUGCCGCUAAGACAUUGUGACUCUGGAGAAAGACUUUCAAAUGGAGAGAGAUAAGCUCUCAACAUAUACAAUGUACUGCAGAUAUUUAUUGCAUAUUUAUUACAAAGCCAAAACCCAAAAAUGUCUCUGAAAAGCAAGGAUUUAAUGUCCUUUGAAGGUUCUUAAUCUUACUUAACAUAAAGUGACCUCAGUGUUCAUUUUUACUACACUUGUUCAUGUAAAUCCAGUACUGUACACUAUGAGUUAACAUGAUAUAGUCAUAAAUUAUUUUUGCUAGCAAGAUUUUUCACUCUAGUAGAAGUUUAUGCAUGCUUGUAUUGCUUAAGUGUUUAAAAUGUUUAAGAAUUUCUAAUUCAGUUCAUUAGUUUGUAUUGUAUAUUGUAUAUGUGUUUAAAGUGACUUAUUUAGUAAAAGGUGAAAGAUUUAUACCGUCUGAAGAGAAACCAGAGUAUGAAGUGACUAAUUUACACAAAGACCUUAUUAUAUAGUUUUAGGAAUAUAAAAAAUAACACUUAGAGUAUUUGAUUCUUUUUUUCUUUUUCUAAUUGUCUUGGAAAAUUGGAUACUUAAGACUUGGAACCUUUAAUUCAGAUCACUAAUUUACAUUUUGUAUUGCUUAUCUGAGAUAAUGAGUAAGAUGUGAUCCAUAUUUGGAAUGUGUGAAAUUAGUUCACACCAGCUGUUUAUUUGUUUCAUAGCAGCAUAGCUGUAGAUAGGAAAGUAAACAAUCAGAAAUGGCCUAUUUCUUGUUAGGAUUAGUCCUUUGGAUUUGGUGUUUCGUGUGAAACAGGAGCAGUCAUCUCAUUUGACCUAAGUAACCCCAGAUAGUGUAAGGAAGUCUCUCUUUUUGAACAACUGAUAAAUGUUUUUCUCUCCCAGAGUCCUUUUCUGGUGUGUUUACCAUAUGAAAUGCUGAGGUUCUGCAUGGAAGGAUUAAGGUAUAUGAAUCCAGAGAUUGCAGUUCUCUCUGGCAGACUUAAUUUUCAGAUCUUGUAACUCCUGUAUAUUUGUUGAAGGGUGAUAUAUUUGCACAUAAAAAUAAAUACAUCCACUCUGGAAGCUACUUGUCUUAAUAAAACUAUUUUAUUUUUAA